Molecule: messenger RNA, 1537 nt
Organism: Solanum pennellii
Lineage: Eukaryota; Viridiplantae; Streptophyta; Magnoliopsida; Solanales; Solanaceae
Product: transcription factor bHLH68-like
Exons: 8
Coding region: 158-1177 (339 amino acids)
Biological process (GO): regulation of transcription by RNA polymerase II
Cellular component (GO): nucleus
Molecular function (GO): DNA-binding transcription factor activity, RNA polymerase II-specific; protein dimerization activity; RNA polymerase II cis-regulatory region sequence-specific DNA binding
Source: RefSeq, a predicted model, not a curated record
CCUUCAAGAAAGUCUCCUUUUUUUUGCACAAAAAAAGGAAAAAAAAAUAGACAAGUAGUGAUGUGCAAGAGCAAAAAGUAGUGAGAGAUACUGGAGAAGAAAGAUUGCAAAAUUUGUGUUGAGAGAGAGGGUGAAGAAUAAUCAUUAGUAGUAGCAAAUGAUGGCUGGAAACCCUACUAAUUGGUGGAGCAUGAUCAUGAAUGGAAACAUGCAUCCACAAUUAUCUCAUGAUCAACAUAAUUCUUCUUCUUCAAAUUCUAAUUCUAAUUCUUCACAUUUUUAUGGAGCUCAUAAUCCAAAUCAAGAGUUUCCUCGUUCAUUGAGCCAACUUCUUAUGAGUGGAUUUUGUGGUGAUGAAGAAAAGUUUGGUAUUAGUCCUUUUCAUGCUGCCGGGAAUUCGGAAGACCAAAGUUUAAAUUCCGUCCAUCCAACAUCAUCAACAGCUAAUUUUAGGGUUCCUGUUGCUGAUGUAAAGCCAGAAUUGUAUCAUUAUCAUCAUCAUCAUCAUGUCCACAACGAAUUUCAAACAUCUUCAUCACUACAAGAAAAACUCGAAUUAGAUACUGAUCAUUUUACCAGGCCUUUAAUUGCUUCUAAUUGGUCUCAACAAGAUUUGUCUUCACCAGCUAGCUCUUGUAUUACAACUGGUUUAAGUCAUAACCUUUUGAAUUUCUCUAACAACAAAGGGGAACAUAAGCAUCAACAUCCAGAUCAUAAUUCAACUGAGUGUAACAGCACAAGCAGUGGUGGGAUUAGUAAGAAGGCUAGGGUUCAACAAUCUUCAGCUCAACCAUCUCUAAAGGUAAGAAAGGAGAAGCUAGGAGAUAGAGUAACAUCACUCCACCAACUUGUUUCUCCAUUUGGAAAGACUGAUACAGCCUCCGUCCUAUCAGAAGCUAUUGGCUACAUCAGAUUCCUUCAGGCUCAAAUUCAGGCAUUAAGCUCACCAUACUUGGGCAAUGCAUCAGGAAGCAUGGGUCACAUUCCCCAACAAUCACUGAAUUUUUUGGAUGGUAAUUUUCUGAAAAGGAGACCAGCAAAUAAGCAGGAUUCUCAGCACAAAGCGAUGGAUUUAAGGAGUAGAGGGUUGUGCUUGGUUCCUAUUUCUUGCAUGGCAAAUAUAGGAAGUGACACCGGCGCCGAUUAUUGGGCUCCAGCUCUCGGAGGAGGAUUUUGAUGUUACGAGCUGAUUGGAUUUUAAGUUAUAUACACUGACAGUGUAAAAAUACUGAGACGACAACAAACUGAUGAUAAGACGGAUCGGAGCCUCUGUGUCCUCAUGGAAUGAAUGAUAUAACAUCACAAAGCAGUCAUUCUCAGUAUGAAAGUCAGAGCUGACUGUUUGUGAUGCUAUUUUGCAUUUGAAAUCGGGUCAAUGAUAAAGUGGUAUUUUCCAAUGUACAAUAUGGUCCUAUUUUCUUGAAUUUCAUGAAUAAUCUUACUACCUUACAAGGUAGUUCAUAAGUGUUGUAUAUGUAACUUGGAAAUCCAUAGGUACAAUCAACAUAUCGUUUCGAAAAUUUUAUCUUUCUUGCAA